AUGCCUGCACCUUCGAAGCAGAGAAAGGUCGCCAUUGUCGGCAGUCGAUCAGUCGGCAAAUCCUCCCUCGCGGUCCAAUUCGUCGAUGGCCACUUUGUCGAAAGCUACUACCCAACCAUUGAAAACACCUUUAGUAAAGUGAUUCGGUUCAAGGGACAAGACUAUGCUACAGAGAUUGUCGACACUGCUGGACAGGAUGAAUACAGCAUCUUGAACUCGAAGCACUUUAUCGGCAUCCACGGCUACAUGCUCGUAUACUCGGUCGCCUCUCUGCCCUCGUUUGAAAUGGUUCAGGUCAUUAGGGAGAAGAUUCUGAACCACUUGGGCACGGACUGGGUGCCCAUUGUCAUUGUAGGCAACAAGAGCGAUCUGCGACCCGAACAACGCCAGGUCUCGGCCGAGGACGGCCGCAAGUUGGCGGAAAAGUACAACUGUGGCUGGACCGAGGCCAGCGCCCGGUACAACGAAAACGUUGGCAAGGCCUUUGAGGUUCUCAUUGCCCAGAUUGAAAAGAGUGCCAACCCCGGCGAGGCCCCGGCUGGCGGAAAGUGCCAGUUGAUGUGA
This is a messenger RNA of Pestalotiopsis fici W106-1, 564 nucleotides long. RefSeq names its product GTP-binding protein rhb1. The record is from RefSeq and is a predicted model, not a curated record. Gene Ontology annotation, biological process: small GTPase-mediated signal transduction. Gene Ontology annotation, cellular component: plasma membrane. Lineage: Eukaryota; Fungi; Ascomycota; Sordariomycetes; Amphisphaeriales; Sporocadaceae. The transcript is spliced from 3 exons. Gene Ontology annotation, molecular function: GTPase activity; GDP binding; GTP binding. Bases 1 to 564 code for a protein of 187 amino acids.